AUGGCGGACGCGGCGCGGCCGCAAGCACGGGGCGGGGAGGCCUUGGCGCGCCGGAUGGUCCGGGCUGGGCCCCCGUUGGAGUACCUGGACGGCGCCGACGCCUACUGGGUGUGGGUCCAGCACCACCGGCCCCCGGUGGACGCCCUCUAUGCGUUCCUCUUCCUAGUGGGGUACUACGCCAUUUUUAUACACAGGCCGCCGGACCUGGCCCUGUACGGCUGCCAGCCGCGGCGCCUGGCGCUGGGGGAGCCGGCAUCCACGGCAGUCCCGGCGCCAAGGUUCUUGUGGUUCCUGCGUGCCCUGCUGGUGGCCCUGCACGGCGUGCCGCUGGGUGCGUACCUGGCCAAGCGCGUGCUGGAGAACCCCCGGUGGCACAGGGCGUACGUCAGACGGUUUCGUGAGAAUGUCUUCGUGGCAAUUCGCGUCCUGCCCAUCAUGACGGCCUUCCUCAGCGGCAACGUGGGCAAGUGCCAGGAGGGCAGCGAGGCCGGCUGCCCCUGCCCGCCGCCGCACCUGUCGUGGAUGUGCACCUUCGUGCUGUACACCUGCUCCUACCAGGUGGCCAAGAGGUGGCAGGUGGGGCUGCAGUUCGUCAGCGCUGUGUGCCUGUCGAUGAUGCCCAGCUACCGGUGGGACAUGGUGGAGAGGACGAAGCUGUUUGUGUGCGUGUGGGCCGUGCCCAGCAUCUGCGCGUGCUUCCUGGAGAAGUGGGUGAUCAAGGAGCACCAGGAGCGCGCCAGGCGGCGAAAGCUGGACCCGGCGUACCGCGACCAGCCGGGGGCCUCCGAAUCGCCCAGGGCGCGCGCCAGGACGGUCAAGGCCGGUCCUUCGAAGGAGGGCGCCGACGAUCCGCUCAAGGUGGACAUAUCCGGAGUGCUGGGGUCGGUGCUGCGGACCGAGCGCACCGGGACGUUCCUCAACUACACGCCCAUGGUGACGGUGCAGACCAAGAUGAUAAAGGUCAGGAAUGAAGGCGAGGUGACGGACGAGCAGAUGGUGCGAAUGGCCCGGACGUUCUCCAACAACCAUGCAAGCAGGUUGCGAAGGGGCCGGUGCACAGUGGUGAAGGCAGUGGCGAUGCGCGGCUGCCUCCUCUUUGUUGCAGAGGUCUUGGAGCCCCUGGAUGGACAGUGUGCUGAGGUUUGCUGCCAUGCAAAUAAGCAAGACUCGAAGGACCUGCUGAAGUGCCUUCCUAAAGAGCUGCACCACGAGCCGAUGGACGUUGUCAUGGGUGACAUGAGGGCCACUUAUGCCGAUGGCAAACUGGUGACUUUCGAUGCACAGAACCGCACAGGCCAGGACCUGGAGGUGCCAGAGGUGCUGCUGCUGAAGCCACCGUGUGUGAGGGAAGGCACAGAGUCCGACAAGGGGCUGGAGGUGUUCAUGUCAGAGGUGAAGGGCGACUGGGAUUCCCUUAAGCUUGUUAUGGUCUACAAGGACAGUGUGAAGAAACAGGUGGACGUACCCCGAGGCAACAAAACCAGGCUUGAAUUUGCAAGUGAAGAGGGGGUGGGCGCAGGCUAUUUGCACACCAUUGGUGUGGAAGGAGAUCUUGGCACAUUCAUUGGUGGCCUGGCGCCAUUCUUGAUCCUUCCGGAGACUGCUGCGGCCGAGCUCAACUUGGCAUUCCACAAUACGGUUAAGUGCCUCUGGGACAGGACCUCUGCCUUCAAGUCUGUGGGGCACUCUCAGUUUUCAGCACCAGAUUGCAUCCCUGAGGAAGUUGAGAGCAAGGCAUGGAGCCAGUUCUUCAAACCGUUUGCUCUCGACAUGCAUUUUCUGCUCACUCCCGAUGCUGAAGAGCUGUUCGAGAUCAUGCAGAAGGAAGGCCCUGAGAGGGACAAUUACCUGGAGGUCUUCCUGCACGUGGCUUCCUUCCUGGAGGGCUCCUCUGCAGUGGGAACUGAACAGUAUCUGCUCAAGAGGUUCAAGGACGCUGGUGUGGAGCUCACAAACCAGGGAACCCAGGUAUCAACGGGAAACAUCUUUCCCAAGGUGCCGGAGUCAUACUCGUUUACUCUUAUCCGUGGCUUCAUUGACCCCAAUGUGGAGUCGAAGUACAGAUACCAGUUCAGCAGACGACUGGUGCUCAUGGACUUGGCAGGCAUGGUGAUGGGGCUCUGCCUCCUUCCUGUGGUGUCCAUCAUCGGCGAGGCUGGCAAGUGCUCUUACAUGUGCCCCCUUGUCAUGCACCUGCGACUGUCCCUCAUAUGCUGGGUAGUGUCCCAGAGCACAUACAUUACCAACAGGGAGCCCAUUGUGACGCUGAGCUGGCUGGUGAGGACAGUGGCAUGGCUUGGAUGGGUGAUCAAGGCAAAGGAUGUAGUGGGAGCGCCGCUGCACCCAUGGACCACUUUUGUCUUCCUUGUGUGGACAGUUCUUGUGAAGACAGUAGUUUUGAAGGUCCCAUUUUCGAUGCACUUGGCAUUGAGCACCUUAGACACCGUUGUCAGCAUCGCCGGUAUCGUUCUGAGCACUUGGUGCAAGGGGUGGUUGAUAAUGGUGCAGGGUCCCAUAGUGCUGAUUACUGGGUACAUCUUGUCCUUGAUGGUAUCCUACUACCAAGAAGUGUCUGACCGGAGAGCGUUCCGGUUGCAGAAAGGUUGA
This is a messenger RNA of Ostreobium quekettii, 2607 nucleotides long. Lineage: Eukaryota; Viridiplantae; Chlorophyta; Ulvophyceae; Bryopsidales; Ostreobiaceae. The record is from the annotation of a GenBank genome assembly.